Molecule: messenger RNA, 1596 nt
Organism: Arachis ipaensis
Lineage: Eukaryota; Viridiplantae; Streptophyta; Magnoliopsida; Fabales; Fabaceae
Source: RefSeq, a predicted model, not a curated record
AUGACAACUGCCAUGGAUAUGGUUAAUAAGGUUAAUCCUGAGAAGGAAGCAUGGAACCUCAAAGUUUGGGUGAUUAGGCUUUGGACUGUUCCUACUUUCACUGGUCAGCUUCUCCCAAAUUCCAUGGAGAUGAUUUUGGUUGAUGAAUCUGAUGCUAUAUGCGAUUUUAUUCCAAAAUCUGCUCUUACAAUCUCUCCAUUCACUGAACUUUUGGAAACCAAAGAGGAUUCCGAUUUCUUAGGUGAUGUGGUGGGUCUGUUGGUCUCUGUGUCAGAAGAAAAUGAAUAUGAUAAAGAUAGAAGGAAGAUGAAGAUGGCUGUGAUGGAACUUGCUAAAAAUGAUUAUAGGAUUCGGUGUGCCUUAUUUGGUGAAUAUGUUAAUGAAGUUAAUCGAUUUCUAUCUUCUUGGUAUGCUGAACAGCCAGUUGUGGUUUUACAACAUGCCAAAGUUAAGGUUUUUAGAGGUAGAGUUGGACUUCAGAAUGUUAUGUUUGCAUCAAGGCUUGGAUUUAAUCUUAACAUCCCAGAGGUGGCAGCAUUUCGGAAAAGUUUUAUUUCACAUGGAGUUAGUGCAUCCCAACCCAUUGGCAUUAUUGGAUCUGGAAAAAAUAUCGGAAUAGAAGAAGACUUUAUGAAGCUCACACCUAGGUGUAUUGUGAAGUCGCUUGAUCAUAACAGCCAGGCUGGAACUUUUGUUGUACUAGCGAAGAUAGCUGAAAUAGUUGAGGAUGGUCCUUGGUGGUACUCUGCUUGUGUGUGUGGCAGAGGUGUUCAAGCAGAAUCUGGGAUUUACUUUUGUCAAUUUUGCAACAUCCAUGUUACAAAUGUGACUCCUAGGUUUAGAGUGAAGGUGUUGGUUGAGGAUUCGACUGGUGUUUCUAUUUUUGUGCUCUUUGAUCGUGAGGCAAGUUACCUACUGAAUAAGACUUGUGCCCAGCUGUUUGAACAACAUCUUAAGGAUGUUGAUGUAAUUGUGUUUGGCAUACAGUCUCCUCCUAUAUUCCAAGAAAUUGUUGGAAAAACUAUGUUGUUCAAGGUUCUUAUUAGGCCUGUUGGGAUGGAGAAAUUCAAAGGGACUUAUCUAAUGAGGCGUGUUUGUGAUGAUGCUGCAAUAGUUAGAAUGUUUGAGCUCUCUGGUUCAGAUUUGAGUCCUGAAAAGGCUGAGUUUGUACCAAAAGGAGAAGGAUCAUUUGGGGAACCCCCUAAGGUUACCAAAUCAUCGAAUUUGGGAUUGACUCCUUCCAGCUGCUCUGAGCUCUUUGCUGGUUCGCCUCAACGUACCCAAAAGGAAUCAAGUGUUGUUGAUUUGGGAGCUGAUGAAGAUGCUAAGAGAAAGUCUGUUGAUACUGUGAUGGAUAAGUUAAAUGAAGUGGAUAGUUUUGAACAUUCAUGUGAUGAAGUUGAUGAAAGUGAAGUGGAGUAUGUGGUUGGCCUUAAUCGAAGCUCUCUUGAUGCUGAGAAAGAUGUGAAGCCUUCGUUGAAGAAGUUGAGAAGAUCCUUGAGGCUGCAAUUUGAUGAAGCUGAUGAGUCUCGUGGCUCGGGGAAUGAUGGCUCCUCUAGACAGGGGUUAAUUGAGGUAGCUGCCCAUAGCAGUUAA